Messenger RNA from Ctenopharyngodon idella (grass carp), 4360 nucleotides. RefSeq names its product paired like homeobox 2Bb (gene phox2bb). The transcript has 3 exons. Lineage: Eukaryota; Metazoa; Chordata; Actinopteri; Cypriniformes; Xenocyprididae. The record is from RefSeq and is a predicted model, not a curated record. The coding region runs from base 2508 to 3362 and encodes 284 amino acids. Gene Ontology annotation, biological process: regulation of transcription by RNA polymerase II. Gene Ontology annotation, molecular function: RNA polymerase II transcription regulatory region sequence-specific DNA binding; DNA-binding transcription factor activity, RNA polymerase II-specific.
CGACCCGCAUUCCUCCAGCGCAGAUCCUCGCGAACUUACACCGCUUUUGUGAGCAGAGAUUUAGGAGCUCGUGAGCUCUUUGAUUUAUUUAAGUGAAGCCAUAUGGACGCUGUUAUUUAUAAGUCGUUAAAUCACAAAUUAACUUCUAAAUUACGGCUACUGAACCAUUAUCGCACUGUUAAUCACUAAUAGCUACAGUUUUACGGUUUGCUGUUAGAAUAGGGCUUCGCGCUAUUGACCUGUUAACGAUAUUAGGCUGAUUUAACUGAUUUAUAACAGAUUAUAGUCAAGUGGAUCCAAACACCUCCUUGAGAAUAACGUGUGCGCGCGUGCACGUGACUUUAAGCUCGGUCGCUCAUUCAGACAGUAAUAUCAAAGGUUUAUCGCUGACAUUUUAGUCCGCCCAACAGAUCGCAGAACCAGUUGAUAGUAUGAAAGGAGAUGUUGAAAAUAUAAAAGAUGGGCGUUUCGGUGGCUGGUGGACCACAGAGCAUGAGAAUAAAGAACUGUUUGAAUGGGGGAAACGGAUGGCAAAAGCUAUAAUUGUAUUUGCCUCGGCAAAAUAUCAGAAAGGACUUUUCUCGGCCCUUUGUGUGUUAUUAGAUUAAUUCCUCGCGAUGCCUUCUUGUUCCUCUCCAGGCGCGUGGAGGGAGGACGGUGCACCAGUUGGUCUUUGGUUUCAAUAAUCAAAUUAACCAUUUGCUACAUCUUUUAGUCACAACUCGCGUGUAGAAAGAAAAAAUUUACAUAAUAGGGGCCGGGAUGUAUCAAGAGAGACUGAACUUUUUAAUCGUCAUUUAUCUUUCCCACAAAAAGACGAAGAAGGACAAAAAAAGAGAAUUUAAACGGUGCAGAAAUGGUGGAAAAUCAAACUCGAAACGCUUGAUGCUUUCAUUCGAGUGACCUCAUAAAUUACAAUCAUGGCUUUUAUUGAUGCAUUUUGACACAAAGCGUGUUUUGUUGAGCAUAACCACAGAUGCAUCAGUUCUUCUUAUUAUUAAACAACUACAUGCUUUUAUGCAUUGAUCAUUUUUAGGUUUGAUCUUUAAAUAUAGGGCAUUUGUUUUUGCUUCUGCCUCACACACGAUCAAUAACAUGAGGGCCUUGAAUCAUUUUUAAGGUGAGAACAUUUCUGUGGCUGAUCAAUUUGACUAUGCAUUUCACAAGUCCGUCUUGUAAUAAAUAAAAUAUAGCCACAGCCAAGAAAUAAUUCUUAAAGGAUUUUAUAUAGUUUAAUAAUGACAAUUAAUUUAAACAUCUGUACAGUCUUCCGUUAACAUUGCGCAUGAUUUAAAUAUAUUAAACAAUUAUGUUCUGAGGCAAUUUUGCAAGAUAAGAGGGUUGAUGAUUAAGCUAUUUUGCAAAUUUGCUACCCUCAUUAUCAAAACAUUACUUGCCCUUAAACAAUAAUCACGGCAAUAAAAACAGUGCAGAAUUAUUUAUACAUUUCUAGAUGGAACUACAGCAUAUAAACGAGCUUAAUUUAGAAAUUAAACAUCUGCGGUAAACAAAACUGUUACAUAAAGCCUUUAUUUAGUCAAAUAUGUAUAAUAUAAGGAUUUAUUUACAUGCAAACUUUUCAGUUGCCCAUUGCACGAUAUUGUUGUUGUUGUGCUAUUACUAAAGCAUCACGAACAAUUGCUUUUCAGCAGUCAUUUCCGGCCACAUUCUUCACAAUGACCUGACUUAUAUAAGCAUCCUGCUAAAUUAAGCAUGCAACUUCUAUGAUAACCACAAUCUAGUCUCUUCAGCUCCUGGAAAAAAAAAAAAAAAAAAAAAAAAACCAGCGCCGAGUAAAAGAAGAGAAAACGAGAGAUGAAAAAGUUAAAGGAGACGGGGAAAUACUAUCGAAAAUUCAGCCCAAGGUAUACCACCGGUUUAAAGGCUUAAAAGCUUGGGGAAAAUUGGAUCAGGGAGAAUCGUCACCCAACUUUCAUUAUUUCCAAGUGGUGUGAUUGAAUUAAAGGGCAAGAUGGCGGUUUGAGCGAGAGGGCUGCGCGCGGCGGAGGGGGCUGGCGCGUAAUGGCGGGGUAUUAAAUUCUAAUUAGAGAUGCAGGGGAUCAAUGAUAGGGAGGUUGGACAGCCCGAUCCCCCAGUGCCAGCCCAAUAGACUGAUGAGUUAUUGUCAUGUAAAAAAGCGCUAGCAAUAAGACCCAAACGCCGUGCUAUUGUCCAAGCGGAAAGAGCCAAGUUUAUUAUGAGGACUAUAUGCUCUAGAGACCUGGGGCUAGGCGGCUCCUUGGGAGGCUUUUCAUAAAACAAGGCUCAGCUCCUAUAAAGGAGGGCAGUUUUUGAGCAGGCGCCGAGCAGUGCACAUCUACCCACGGCACGAGCCUCCUUCAAACCAGUCAAAAUUCAGCCGUCACGAGCUCCCCAACUCCGUCCGCGUUUCGGCUCGAUUCUUCUCUUUUUCAUGUGCUCCUCGCCAUUUUAAUCCAAUUUGAAUUUGACGUUUGUGUGUCUUUUUCCUUGGGAGAGCAGCUUUCCUUCUCCACUGAGCCUUUUCAAUGUAUAAAAUGGAGUAUUCUUACCUCAAUUCCUCUGCCUACGAGUCCUGUAUGGCCGGGAUGGACACGUCGAGCCUGGCGUCAGCCUAUGCGGACUUCAGCUCCUGCAGCCAAGCCAGUGGCUUUCAGUACAAUCCCAUCAGGACGACGUUUGGGGCCACCUCCGGGUGCCCGUCGCUCACGCCGGGCUCCUGCAGCCUGGGCACCCUGCGGGACCACCAGAGCAGCCCGUACGCCGCAGUUCCCUACAAGCUCUUCACGGACCACGGAGGACUGAACGAGAAGCGGAAGCAGAGGCGCAUUCGGACCACAUUCACCAGCGCGCAGCUCAAAGAACUGGAGCGCGUGUUCGCGGAGACUCACUAUCCGGACAUUUACACACGAGAGGAGCUCGCGCUGAAGAUCGACCUCACCGAGGCGCGCGUGCAGGUGUGGUUCCAGAACAGGCGCGCCAAAUUCCGCAAGCAAGAGCGCGCGGCCGCCGCCGCAGCUGCUGCAGCGAAGAACGGAUCCGGGAAGAAGUCGGACUCGCGGGAGGAGGACAGCAAAGAGGCAAAGGCGACCGAUCCUGACAGCACUGGCGGGCCCGGGCCCAACCCUAACCCUACCUCCAACUGUGGUGGACCGAGCCCCACCGGCGGACAGGUCAGCGCCACGGGGAACGGCCCGGUCGAACAGGUCAAGACGUCAGUGGCCGGUAUGGGAGGCACUGCGCCGAGUCAAGGCUGGGCCUCAGCCCCGGGAACCAUCACCUCCAUUCCGGACUCUCUGGGCGGACCGUUCGCCAGUGUUCUGUCCUCAUUACAAAGACAGAACGGAGCCAAAGCCACUUUAGUAAAGACCAGCAUGUUCUGAGUUCGUGCUCGAUGCAGAGAGGAAGCGACGAGCGCGAGAUUCAACAAACCAACAAGAGUUUACUCUAGUGACUGAUGCGUGGAGAAAGGAGGAUGCCAAAAGAAGGAGAGAGUCCUGUAUCUCUACUCAAGAAAGAAGAGACCACCCGACUCCUUUCGAUGCCAUGGGUUUACACCACAAGCUGGAUAAUAAUAAUAAUAUCAUACACAUUAUGUUAACAUUGUGACCUUAUCCGGACUGUUUAGUUUUGGCUGUGGUCGACACAAGUAAACUAAGAGACUGCGAUGCGCGCUCCCGCUGCAAAGAAGGACUCAUGAAGAUCAAUGUCAUUAUUCAAUGUCAUUAUACAUGUCAUUAUAUCUCGCGCCAUGAUUAUUUGUUUACAUUGACUCUAGCGCAAGUUACAUGUCUGUAUUACAGAAUCCUGCCAGAUGUGGCACUCUGUUAUAUAUUUUUACCUAUAAAUUUACAAGCCUUAGAGCCAGGGGCUCUGCAAACAUUCAUCCACAUAUUUACUAUUAAUCCAUGGCGAAUUGUUCUUCAAAAUGGCACAAGUACAUACUUCAUUGUUGACAGGAAUACGUAAACGUUUUGUGUGUCUUUCUACAGCUGUGUUUUUGUGGCUCAAAUUGUAUAGUGUUAAAGCGUAUUGACGUCCUAGAUAAACAUAGACCACAUGAUCCCCCUGUAGUUCAUUGAGUCUUUAUAAUGUUUUACAACUGGAGCAUUCUUCGGAGGAAAAAGGGAAUGGAUGCAAAACACUGUAUUUAUUUUCUAUAUUAUUUGCAUGUCGUCUUCUCCGUCCGAUUUUAUAAUGAUUUUCACCUAUUUUGUGAGCAUAAUGUAACACGUUUUUGUCCAGGAUUUGAGAAUUAUUUAUAUGUAGGUAAUGGAUGCUUAUAUUUAAGAAGGAAAUAUUUCUACAUGUGCACAUAGUUUUUCAGGUGUACCAUUGACAUGGCUGUUGAUGAUAAAAACGAUUAUGAUGCUGAAAAUAA